AUGUGUAAGGAACUUGUCUCUAUAGCUUUCUACCGGGCUGUCUUCACUGAGUUGCUGAUUACCGCCAUCUAUGUCUUUUUUGGUUUGGGGUCCGUUCUGGAUUGGCCAGAGACACCUUCCAUCCUACAGACUUCUAUCACCUUCAACUUGGCAGCAGCCACAGCUGUCCAGAUUGCCUGGCAAGCUAGUGGAGCCCACAUCAAUCCAGCAGUGACUGUAGCCUUCCUGCUUGGCUCUCGUGUCUCAUUGGUGAGGACUGUUUGCUAUGUGGUGGCCCAGCUGGCUGGAGGAAUUGUUGGGGCAGCCAUCCUUUAUGCGGUGACUCCUGGGAAUGUCCGGGGAAAUAUGGGCAUCAACAAGGUAAACAUCAAUAUUUCAAAUGGACAAGCUGUUGCAGUUGAGCUCAUCUUGACCCUACAGUUGGUUCUGUGUUAUUUUGCAUCCACAGAUACACAGCGCAGUCCGGGCUCCCCUGCUGUCAUCAUUGGCAUCUCAGUUGCCCUGGGCCACUUGGUUGGGCAUUACUACACUAGAUGCUCCAUGAAUCCAGCCAGAUCCUUUGGUCCUGCUGUCAUAACUGGGAAUUUUCAUCAGCAGUGGAUCUUCUGGGUGGGCCCCUUAAUUGGCGCGGUCUUGGCAUCUGUCCUUUACAACUUUGUUAUUUACUACGACCCUAAGCCCUUCAGCCAGAGACUGUCCAUUCUCAAAGGCAGCUAUGAUGGAGAAGAGCUGAAGAAGCAGGAGGAGAAUGCUCAGAAAGAAGCGCUGUCAUUGCCCAGUCUGGUGCAUAGACUGUAGCCUCUUCAGUCUCCGUGGAGAGGAACUUAAGGAUGGGCUCAACAAGAGAUGGAUCUGUGGGUGGUGAUCCCACAACCAGCCGCUAGAGGGCUCCAGGCGCCUUUCCUCUGAAGUCUUGACUUGCCAUGUGGAUUUUGUUACAUUCACAUCAAGAGGCGCCUUG
Molecule: messenger RNA, 961 nt
Organism: Pantherophis guttatus
Lineage: Eukaryota; Metazoa; Chordata; Lepidosauria; Squamata; Colubridae
Gene: AQP6
Product: aquaporin 6
Biological process (GO): water transport; transmembrane transport; carbon dioxide transport
Cellular component (GO): plasma membrane; apical plasma membrane
Molecular function (GO): water channel activity; nitrate transmembrane transporter activity
Source: RefSeq, a predicted model, not a curated record